Messenger RNA from Fimicolochytrium jonesii, 957 nucleotides. RefSeq lists its product as uncharacterized. NCBI's taxonomy places the organism in Eukaryota, Fungi, Chytridiomycota, Chytridiomycetes, Spizellomycetales, Powellomycetaceae. Bases 235 to 840 code for a protein of 201 amino acids. The transcript has a single exon. The record is from RefSeq and is a predicted model, not a curated record.
ACUGACGAAACCUACGUAACACUCGUGGUCGACGAUCUAGCGGCGGGCCCCUGUGACUGCUAUACCAAAGACUCUGAAUCUGCAGGCAGACGAAGCCAAGCAGCGUGCCAGCAUCGAUAGGACGACGGUGGUGACCCCAGGGGGGUCUUCGGAACAGGGGAAUGUUUUAGAAGUAGCACAACCCCUGGUCACAUCUGGUGGAAUAGUAUUUACUGUACUACUAGUACCACCGGGAUGAUGUGCACCACCACCUGCAUGCAUGCCACAGCCCAUGUGCGUUCUGGAAUUCAUAAUGCGAAGUUGGGGACGCCUCUGCGGGAAGGUGUGAUUUGCACAGGGCCUUCGCGUCAAGAUGUUUCUCGUGCGCGCGUUGGUGUGUACCGAUACGGCAUGCUUCUACAACCGCAUAGCCGCACCAUCGUUGCACUGUUGGGAAUCCUUCCUUCGCUCUACACCACCAUUCCCUGGGUGUCUUUUUCGACGUCGGUGUCUGCCCAAACGCUGCCAAAAAGCGCCGUCGUCUACGUCAAGUCGGUAUGUGAAAGAGCCUCAUGGACGAUGGAUCUGCUUGCAUUGUGGGGUAGUAAUCGAUGGACCACAAGGGACGACGAACGAUCCCAUGUUCCGGACUUUUUCGCCAGCUUGCGUCCGUUUAUCCCACCGUUUCUUGCAGAGCGUAUCCAGCAAUGCCCAGUGUCUUCCUUUCCUCCUCUCUUUUCCGUUGUCAGGUCCGCAGUUGAAGGAAGGCUCAGUUACUUCGUACGCAUGUCCAUCAGAGGGAAUGCACGAUUGGGCGAAAGGAAGUUAGAUGUCAUCCAGUAUGCAUUGUAUUACAUGUGAACAAAGUAUUUCUCCAUUUACACCCGCGACAAAGCUUUCUAGCUGAUAUCCAUAGCAUCGCCAUCCAGCACAUCGACGUAUUUGCGGAAGUCGCUCGUGAGCACAGCUGCAGAUGAA